Molecule: messenger RNA, 765 nt
Organism: Arthroderma uncinatum
Lineage: Eukaryota; Fungi; Ascomycota; Eurotiomycetes; Onygenales; Arthrodermataceae
Exons: 2
Coding region: 1-765 (254 amino acids)
Molecular function (GO): S-adenosylmethionine-dependent methyltransferase activity
Source: RefSeq, a predicted model, not a curated record
AUGGGAGACCUAUGGAAAGAAGAACAGACUCCCUGGGAUAGAGGGACACACAAUCCAGCAUUAGAGGAUACCCUGGUGCAAAAGUCUGACAUCUUGGGGAGUGCCGUUUCGAGCACAGAGGGCAAGGGGAAGCAACGUAAAAAGGCUCUUGUUCCUGGAUGUGGUAGGGGCGUGGACUGUUUCCUACUCGCAUCCUUUGGAUAUGAUGCAUAUGGCUUGGAAUAUAGCACUACAGCCUUAGAAGCGUGCCAGAAGGAAGCAGAGAAAUAUGGGGACUCGGUGAAGCCAAGAGAUCCAGAUGUUGGGAGUGGUAAAGUGGUUUUCCUGCAAGGAGAUUUGUUUAAAGACGAGUGGCUUAAAAAUGCUGGUUUGGAGGAAGGGUGUUUCGAUCUGAUUUAUGACUAUACUUUCUUCUGUGCUCUAAACCCUUCCUUGCGCCCCGGAUGGGCUCUUCGGCAUACACAGCUUCUAGCACCAUCCCCGCGAGGCCAUCUCAUAUGUCUCGAGUUUCCAACUAUGAAGGAUCCUGCUCUGGGAGGCCCACCGUUUGCCUCCAUACCAACGGCGUAUGUAGAGCAUCUUAGCCAUCCUGGUGAAGAUAUACCCUAUGACGACAAAGGCAAUAUCGAGGCCGGCACACGCGAGAAAGUCAAUGAAAAAGGUCUUACACGGGUUGCACACUGGCAUCCAGAGCGUACUCACGAGCCUGGCAAGGACGCGGAUGGUAACGUUAUGGAUUAUGUCUCGAUUUGGCGCCACCAGUAG